AGACCACCACCCAACGCCUAUACCCCCGGCACCAAACUAAAAGUCGGAAAACAUCUAGUCGUGAUUGAAAGGUAUCUGUCCGAGGGUGGGUUCGCGCAUGUCUAUGUCGUACAGACUCGUGAGGCUGCGGCGCCGGCGGGGACGAGUUAUCGUGCGGUGUUGAAGAGGGUUGCAUGCGCCGACCGAGAGCAUUUGGCGAAUAUGCAGGUAGAGGUGGACACGAUGAAGAAACUGAAGGGGUUUACGCAGAUCGUUACAUAUAUUGACUCACAUGCGUCUGCCCUACCAGCGGGCGGGUAUGAGGUCUUUUUGUUGAUGGAGUAUUGUGAGGGAGGGGGGUUGAUUGAUUUGAUGAAUUCGAGACUCCAGACGAGGCUUGCGGAACCGGAGAUUUUGAAGAUCUUUUCUGAUGCGGCACAGGGGAUUGCGUGUAUGCAUUAUCUCCGGCCACCACUGCUUCACCGCGACCUGAAGAUCGAGAAUAUCCUCAUCCACUCCGCAUCCCUCUUCAAACUCGCCGAUUUCGGGUCCGCUUCGUCACCCGCACGGAAACCCCCUGCGAGCGCAGCAGAAGCACAAAGAGUCCUGGAAGACGUCGAAAAACACACUACUCUCUUCUACCGCUCGCCCGAGAUGCUCGACCCCUUCCGGCGCAUCCCAAUCGACGAAAAAUCCGAUAUAUGGGCCCUCGGCGUCCUCCUCUACAAACUCAUGUACUACACAACCCCCUUCGAAGCCCCCAACGCCGGACCCGCCGAGAUCGCGCUCGGUAUAUCCAAUGUACGAUACUCGUUCCCCAACUGGCCGGCGUAUAGCCCAAGGUUGAAGGGGAUUGUGAAGAAGUGUUUGAAGGAACGGAAGGAGGAUAGGCCAACGAUAUAUGAGGUUGUGAGGGAGGUAUGUACAAUUAGGGGGCGGCCGGUGCCGUUUGAGGAUAUU
Saitoella complicata NRRL Y-17804 is the source of this 939-nucleotide messenger RNA. Its product is annotated as kinase-like protein. Gene Ontology annotation, cellular component: cytoplasm. The transcript has a single exon. NCBI's taxonomy places the organism in Eukaryota, Fungi, Ascomycota, Saitoellomycetes, Saitoellales, Saitoellaceae. Gene Ontology annotation, biological process: peptidyl-threonine phosphorylation; actin cortical patch assembly; protein autophosphorylation. The record is from RefSeq and is a predicted model, not a curated record. The annotation marks the transcript as partial. Gene Ontology annotation, molecular function: protein serine/threonine kinase activity; ATP binding.